Molecule: messenger RNA, 971 nt
Organism: Camelina sativa (false flax)
Lineage: Eukaryota; Viridiplantae; Streptophyta; Magnoliopsida; Brassicales; Brassicaceae
Source: RefSeq, a predicted model, not a curated record
CAUACUAUUAAAAAAAAUAUAAAUUAUUUACACCCAAUUUGUAACUAUAUAUAUACACAACUCAUUUUCAACAUAGUACAGAGUGUGUUUUUGUUUUUUCUUCUCUGCUCUGCUUUUUGUUUCCUUCACAUAAAAACAAAAGGAAUAAUAAACGAAAACAUUGUCAUCGAUUACGUUAACUUAUCUCAGUUCUCUUCUUCUUUUUUUCAUAGAUCAUCGAAUUUCUGAAAAAGUCAUUUUUACCUUGUAUUUUUGAUUCUUGAUCUAGAGUUGUGAGUUUAUUCUCUGGUGAAAAAUUCCUUUGUGCUUAUGCUACAAGGAGAAAAUGAACAAGUCGAGCUCGUGGAGCAUCUACAGUUCUAGAGCUGGAGAGAGUGAAGGGCCAUGGAGAUCGUCGACGUCCAUGAAUGCUAUCUCCUUUGGGUUUGUAGCGACGGCGAUACUCAUCUCCAUGUUCUUGAUCAUGGCUAUCUUCGAGCAUCUCUUCAGGCCUGAGAAUUCUUCAUUUGAUUCACCACAUCGGAUCACACAAAGACAGAGAGAUGGGUCCAUUCAGUUCCAGAAACUUGCUGAUCAAGCAUCCAUGGUUCCGGUGAAUACGGUGGUGGAUGUAUCGGUAGUGAUGCCAGGAGAGAAGUUGCCGUCGCACAUAGCUUUGCCGGCUCCGUUACCUUGUCGGAGAGAAGGCAUUCAUUGGCCUCUUCAUCUUUAAAUAUAUUAAUUACUAGCUUAGCUAGCUACUACUCUUCUUCUGUAAUUUUAUUUAUAUAUUUCUGACUCAUUGAGUAGAUUAGCGUGUUCGUAAUUUCAAUAUGCACUAAACGAGAUUUAUCGGCCAAAAAACAUUUCCUUAUUUUUUUCCGUCCAAGUAGACACAUGUUAUCUCUCAUUGUAUAUUUUGUUGAUAUGCUUAUUUUUUUUCACUAGCAUUUUAUGGCUAGCUAAUUAAUUGGAACAAAUUAAUCACUUUU